Gastrolobium bilobum is the source of this 2451-nucleotide messenger RNA. Its product is annotated as glutamine--fructose-6-phosphate aminotransferase [isomerizing] 1. Gene Ontology annotation, biological process: protein N-linked glycosylation; fructose 6-phosphate metabolic process; UDP-N-acetylglucosamine metabolic process. Gene Ontology annotation, molecular function: carbohydrate derivative binding; L-glutamine:D-fructose-6-phosphate transaminase (isomerizing) activity. The record is from RefSeq and is a predicted model, not a curated record. The coding region runs from base 52 to 2124 and encodes 690 amino acids. Lineage: Eukaryota; Viridiplantae; Streptophyta; Magnoliopsida; Fabales; Fabaceae. The transcript has 11 exons.
UUUUAGCUUAGAAGAAGAAAAAGAGGAGAAAGAGAAGAGAGAAAAGAGAAAAUGUGUGGAAUAUUUGCAUAUCUGAAUUACAAUGUGAACAGAGAGAGGAGAUACAUCUUGCAGGUUCUCUUCAAUGGCCUUAGAAGAUUGGAAUAUCGUGGUUACGAUUCAGCUGGGAUCGCCAUCGAUUCUUCUUCUUCUUCAUCAUCACAAUCUCAAUGCUCCUCCAAUUCCGAUCCUCCUCCUAUUGUGUUCCGUCAAGAGGGAAACAUCGAGUCUCUCGUUAAAUCCGUUUACCAAGAAGUAGAUGAAGUAGAAUUGAACUUGGAAGAAUCGUUUUCUACUCAUGCUGGAAUAGCGCACACUCGUUGGGCCACUCAUGGAGAGCCUGCACCUAGGAAUAGUCAUCCUCAGACAUCUGGUCCUGGAAAUGAGUUCUUGGUUGUUCAUAAUGGUGUUAUCACUAAUUAUGAGGUUUUGAAGGAAACUCUGGUCAGACAUGGCUUUACCUUUGAAUCUGAAACCGACACAGAAGUCAUUCCCAAGCUUGCAAAGUUUGUUUACGACAAAACCACAGAGGAAGCAGGUGGUCAGGAUGUUACCUUCAGUCAAGUUGUUCUGGAAGUUAUGAGGCAUCUUGAUGGAGCCUAUGCCCUUAUUUUCAAAAGUCUUCAUUAUCCUAAUGAAUUGAUUGCUUGCAAGCGCGGUAGUCCGCUGAUCCUAGGUGUUAAAGAAUUGAGAGAAAAUAAAGACAAUGGUUCAGCAUUUGAGGAUAACAAAUUCUUAUCAAAAGAUGGCCAGCCCAAAGAAUUGUUUUUGUCCAGUGAUCCCCAUGCUGUGGUUGAGCAUACAAAGAAAGUGCUAGUUAUUGAGGAUGGUGAAGUAGUUCAUCUCAAGGAUGGUGGGGUUUCUAUUUUAAAGUUUGAGAAUGACAAGGGAGAACGUGGCACUCCCUUUUCCAGAGCUGCUUCAGUGCAACGUGCAUUAUCUGUUCUUGAGAUGGAAGUUGAGCAAAUAAAUAAAGGACAUUAUGAGCAUUAUAUGCAGAAGGAAAUUCAUGAGCAACCAGAGUCUCUAACAACCACAAUGAGGGGGAGGCUGAUACGUCGGGGAUCUAGCAAAUCCAAGUCUGUUAUGUUAGGUGGACUGAAGGAUCACCUCAAAACCAUUAGGCGAAGUAGAAGGAUAGUUUUCAUUGGUUGUGGUACAAGCUACAAUGCUGCUUUGGCAGCUAGACCCAUUUUGGAAGAACUUUCUGGUGUUCCUGUUACUAUGGAAAUUGCAAGUGAUUUAUUGGAUAGGCAGGGACCAAUAUACCGAGAAGAUACAGCCGUUUUUGUUAGUCAAUCUGGUGAAACUGCAGACACUUUACUUGCACUGCAAUAUGCUUUAGAUAACGGUGCAUUGUGUGUUGGGAUAACAAACACUGUUGGUAGUGCAAUAGCAAGGAAUACACAUUGUGGUGUUCAUAUAAAUGCUGGUGCUGAGAUAGGUGUGGCAAGUACCAAGGCAUACACGAGCCAAAUAGUAGUUAUGGCCAUGUUGGCUCUUGCAAUAGGAGGUGAUACAAUUUCCAAUCAAGCGAGAAGAGAAGCUAUUAUUGAUGGUCUAUUCGACCUGCCAAACAAGGUCAGAGAGGUGCUGAAGCUUGAUCAGGAGAUGAAGGAUCUAGCAAAUCUAUUGAUUGCUGAGCAGUCUCUUCUUGUUUUUGGGAGAGGAUACAACUAUGCAACUGCUCUGGAAGGAGCUUUGAAAGUAAAGGAAGUGGCACUUAUGCAUAGUGAAGGGAUACUUGCUGGUGAAAUGAAGCAUGGGCCUUUGGCUUUAGUGGAUGAAAAUCUUCCAAUUGUUGUUAUAGCUACACGUGAUGCUUGCUUCAGCAAACAGCAGUCUGUUAUUCAGCAACUUCAUGCACGUAAAGGUCGCCUGAUAGUUAUGUGUUCAAAAGGGGAUGCCGCUUCUGUAUGUCCUGGAGAAUCUUGUAGGCUAAUUGAAGUUCCGCAAGUUGAGGAUUGUCUUCAACCUGUAAUUAAUGUAGUCCCAUUACAGUUACUAGCAUAUCAUCUCACAGUAUCGAGGGGAUUUAACGUUGACCAGCCUCGUAAUCUUGCCAAGAGUGUCACUACUCAAUAAAGAAGUUUCAUGAACACUUCAAUUCUGUCUUGGACAUAUAUCUGGGUGGCAUACUAGCGCAUCCUAAACUAAAAGAUUUAGGCUCCCUGUUUUAUUUACAUAAAACAUUCUCACCAGUCAGAAUAGAUAUCAAUCAUUUCCUGAGGCAUUUGAUGUGUUUUUUUAAUAUGGUCAUUACAUCCUUGAUGUAUUUGGUUUGCUGAAUCGCUUAUUUUGGUUGCUGGAGCUCGGUGGCAAUCACAUAAUUGAAGUGGUAUUGUUUAACGUGAAAAUCUUUUAUAGCAUGGCCUUGCCUUUUGCAGAAUUAGAAACGGGGUUUAAUCUCUC